Messenger RNA from Anopheles nili, 4211 nucleotides. It is a transcript of the gene for, whose product is annotated as cGMP-dependent protein kinase, isozyme 2 forms cD4/T1/T3A/T3B. Bases 83 to 3226 code for a protein of 1047 amino acids. The record is from RefSeq and is a predicted model, not a curated record. The transcript is spliced from 8 exons. Gene Ontology annotation, molecular function: ATP binding; cGMP-dependent protein kinase activity. Gene Ontology annotation, biological process: protein phosphorylation. Lineage: Eukaryota; Metazoa; Arthropoda; Insecta; Diptera; Culicidae.
UAGUGUUCCUGCAGAAUCUCCGUUAGGCCUUGUGUCAGUGCUUUAGGAAUUUUGAAAAUUUUGAAAAGUCCAACCGAGCGACAUGAGGAUCACACAUCACCCAGGUCGUGCGAUCGACGCUAGUCUUUCGCUGGAACAACGAAGCGCGAUGGGAGCGUUGUACGAAGCGAACUGGAACAAAGUACAAUCGAGCAUGAACUCCCUCAUCGAAAGUCACCACGAGGCGGGUUCUUACGAGGCACCCAUCCAGCCUCCAUCCAGUCGGGACACCUACCGGGUGUCGCACGUGGCUGGUUCUUCCGAGGACGACGAAGGACUCCCAGACGAAGAGGAAGAAGAAGAUGAAGGUCGGGACACGUUUCAGGAGAGCAGUGGUGUUUUGAAGGCCCUCAACGGAUACCGACCAGCUACGAUUAGGCGCGCUCGUCAGCGUCAGUUCCCAGAAUGGGACGAACUGAAGGACUCGAAGGAGCUGUACUCGGAUGAGUCAAUCACCGGCACAAAGUAUCACACCGUCCGUGGGCGUAUGUUCGAGAACACGCACAAACCACGACCAGCUCUGCGAGGUUCUAGCAUGGCCGAGUUUGACGCUUCCCAGUACUCUAACCUGCGACACUCGCCAGCUCAAGACCGAGCUCCACCAGUGCCGGUACGAAAUGCAACUCUUAAGCGCUCGAACACUGUGGCGGCUCAAAGCCCUACCGGAACCGAACAACGAACGCUCGAUCGACGGGAAAUGUUCCUAAACCCACAACAGGCACCUCGAAAGGAACGUGUCCGUCAGCAGAAGCCAAUGGACGAGUACUCCGAUCAUCAGCUGCGACCUCCACCUUCGAUGACCGAUCUGAUCGGAAGUGUCGAUCGACUCGACACAGGUUCCUCGCGACGUGCUCCUGUCCCAGACUACCGCCGUGGAAGUGAUGACAGUGAGAGUAACCUCUCGAUCGGUGAUCGCAUGACGUCGUACCGAUCGGACAACGAUCUCUGUUCGCAGAUCUACCGCGAGGGUAGUCGGAAUGGGUCACUGGCGAGUAUCCCGCGGGCGACGGCCACACUUUCGCGGAACCGCACGAUCAAGGGCCGUCCAAUCUUGGAGGACAUUCCGGCUGAUCUGCUGCCCCGACUCGAACCAGAGAAACCGAAACGCGCUGGCAAGAAAGUGGGCUUUGGGAAGAUGCUGUACAACACGAUCUCGGCCGGGACGAAAUUCCCGCGAGCGUUGCUUAAAUCGCACUUCGGAAAUGGCCCACCAGAGGGCGAUGGGUCGGAGUAUGAGAGCGUUAGUGGAUACCGGGAUUCGCCGAUGUCCUCUCCAGCGCAAUUCUCAUCAUCAUCGCCGUCAUCUUCAUCACCUUCGUCCUCGAAGUCGUCCUCGUUCCGGAAGUUGUUUGGUGGUGGCAGUCGAAGCACAAGCAGCAGUAGCAGCAGCAACAGCAGCAAUGUCUCUCGACACCAGCAGCAGCAGCAGUUCAGUGUAGACCCAACGGAAACGUACGUCACUUCUACGCGAUUUGGACCGACAGGUGGCCGGUUUCCUUCGCUGGUUCCGGUGCAUACGUACGCACGGAAACGCCGCACGGGCAAUCUGAUCGCGACCGAGCCCAUCUACGGCAAUGUGGAGGAGAUCUACGCCAAUCCCGAUGAGGGUCGCGUUGAGGUGUCGCGCGAAGGCAAGUACCUGUCGACGCUGUCCGGCGCCAAGGUCCUGGGCGAGCUGGCCAUCCUGUAUCACUGCCAGCGAACGGCCACCAUCACCGCCGCCACCGACUGCAAGCUGUGGGCGAUCGAGCGGCAAUGCUUCCAGACGAUCAUGAUGCGAACCGGCCUGAUACGCCAGGCCGAGUACUCCGAUUUCCUCAAGAGCGUGCCGAUUUUCAAAAACCUCCCGGAGGAUACACUGUGCAAGAUAUCCGACGUGCUAGAGGAGUGCUACUACCAGAAAGGUGACUACAUCAUCCGCCAGGGAGCACGCGGAGACACGUUCUUCAUCAUCUCGAAGGGCCAGGUACGCGUGACGAUACGCCAACCGGAUACGCAGGAGGAGAAGUUCAUCCGCACGCUCGGAAAGGGCGACUUCUUCGGCGAGAAGGCUCUGCAAGGUGAUGAUCUACGUACGGCCAACAUCAUCUGCGACUCGCCGGAGGGCGUCACCUGUCUGGUGAUCGAUCGGGACACGUUCAACCAGCUGAUCUCGAACCUGGACGAAAUCCGAAACCGCUACAACGAUGAGGGUGUCAGCGAGCGGAAGAAGAUUUACGAGGAGUUCCGGGAAGUGAAGUUGUCCGAUUUGCGCGUGAUCUCCACGCUCGGUGUGGGUGGAUUCGGACGCGUGGAGCUGGUCCAGCUUGCCCAGGAUAAGUCGCGAUCGUUCGCGCUGAAGCAGAUGAAGAAGGCACAAAUUGUGGAGACACGCCAGCAGCAACACAUCAUGUCGGAGAAGGAGAUCAUGAGCGAGGCGAACUGUGACUUCAUCGUGAAGCUGUACAAAACGUUCAAGGAUCGCAAGUACCUGUACAUGCUGAUGGAGAGCUGCCUCGGGGGUGAGCUGUGGACGAUCUUGCGCGAUCGUGGUCACUUCGACGAUGGUACCACGCGUUUCUACACGGCGUGCGUGGUUGAAGCGUUCGAUUAUCUGCACUCGCGCAACAUCAUCUAUCGUGAUCUGAAGCCCGAGAAUCUGCUGCUGGAUGUGUCCGGGUACGUGAAGCUCGUUGACUUCGGGUUCGCAAAGAAGCUGCAAUCAGGACGCAAAACCUGGACGUUCUGCGGCACACCGGAGUACGUUGCGCCGGAAGUUAUUCUCAACCGAGGCCAUGACAUCAGUGCGGACUACUGGUCGCUUGGAGUGCUCAUGUUCGAGCUGCUGACUGGUACACCGCCGUUCACCGGAGCCGAUCCCAUGCGGACGUACAACAUCAUCCUGAAGGGCAUCGAUGCGAUCGAGUUCCCGCGCAACAUCACCCGCAAUGCCAGCGCGCUGAUCAAGAAGCUGUGCCGGGACAAUCCAACCGAACGUCUCGGUUAUCAGCGGGGUGGCAUUAGUGAAAUACAAAAGCACAAGUGGUUCGAUGGCUUCUAUUGGGAAGGCCUGCGGAAUCGUUCGCUCCCGCCGCCGAUCCUGCCGAAGGUGCAGAGCGUGGUCGAUACGGCCAACUUCGAUGACUACCCGGCCGAUCCCGACGGUCCUCCGCCGGACGAUCUGUCCGGAUGGGAUGACGAUUUCUAAGCACGGCGUCUUUCGUGCUUUAAGCUCUUUCCUGCUUCAUGUCAUGUCCUAGUUUCCUCCUUUCGCCAACCCGACGAAUACCGGCCGCGGCUCCGGAUGUUUGCGUUCAUUAUCUGCACGGGGUUAGAAUGGUUCACGUUUGACUGCGGUGUGCGAUUUAAUGUGAGAAUGUUCGUGGAUGGUGCCGUGGCGUGUGCCGGCCGGAGCGGUUAUUUUCUCUUCUUUCAAUCAUGUUUCUUCGACCGUAAUUGUUGUAGCGUUUUUUAUGUUUUGCUUUUAAUUUUAUCAUUUUAUUCAUCAUACGAGAGAUAAUAAGAAAAAGUUGCGGCAGGAGGCAUGUGUUAGAGUUAUUUUUAGCGGAAGGAUGCGCAGGAUAAAGAGCAUUCGCGUGAAGGCAAUAGAAAGUGCAAUUAGUAUAUACUGGAAACGGAGCUUAACAGUUGAUUCAAACGAUAAACGGAAAGAUCGUCUCCGAGCAUAGCAUUGAUUUCUUCGUUUAUGGAAGCCUGUUUAAAAUUUUCCGCUUCCAUCGCUUGCGAUGAAAACAAGCGAUCAAACUAGCUAACAUGUGUUUGCUUUUAAAUGCUAACUAUUUUACCCCGCGCAGUGCAUCAUGCAACAAAAUUGGAAACCGCCAACUUACGGAGAGGAGUAGUGCCGUCUGUUUUCCCCCAGUUUUAGAUUUGUUUCUCUCGGAUAAAUAGUUAUGCAUUGUUCAAUUCGUGCAAUCGAGAUUCUGUAACAUAUACAUUAAACAAAUCUGUACAUAGUGCGUGUUGAGAGUUGUGCAGCAGUGAGAUGAGAGAUAAAAAGAAAUUCAAUCGAUUCGCUCUGUAGUGUUUGCGAAUGUUGCCCGUAUGGUAGGUAGUAUAAAUGUUUUUAAAUUGAGGAUGUGAAGCAAAAAAGAACAUUGCAACUAGUUUCCUUUCAGCAGCUGAUUAGAAAUCAGGUUAGUUAUUAGAGUCGUCCAAAUAGAGAUACAAUA